Oncorhynchus keta (chum salmon) is the source of this 2147-nucleotide messenger RNA. It is a transcript of the gene sirt2, whose product is annotated as sirtuin 2 (silent mating type information regulation 2, homolog) 2 (S. cerevisiae). The transcript has 16 exons. NCBI's taxonomy places the organism in Eukaryota, Metazoa, Chordata, Actinopteri, Salmoniformes, Salmonidae. Bases 176 to 1339 code for a protein of 387 amino acids. The record is from RefSeq and is a predicted model, not a curated record. Gene Ontology annotation, molecular function: histone deacetylase activity, NAD-dependent; NAD+ binding.
UGUUGGAAUAUUUCUUAUGCGGAAGUUAGCAACACGGAAUUAAUUCGCGACGGACAACAACAAUCAUAUCGCAACUGUACGAAUCAACUUGCAUAUUUAGCAAGUUGAGUUAAACAUACGGGAGCAACACACACAAUAGUAUACACAUCUGUGUAGGAUUAGUCUAGACGGAUAAAUGUCUGAUGUACCAGAAGCUUCUAACAGAGAAGAGGUCGAGGAGAACACCCCUGAACCAGAGGAGCAGUCAGACGAUAGCAGUGACGACGGCGAGGCAUCAGGGGACACAGAGAUGGAUUUCCUGCGCAAUCUCUUCUCUAAAACCUUGGGCAUAUCUGGAGAGAAGGUUUUGGAUGAGCUGACUCUUGAGGGGGUGGCCAGUUACAUACAGAGUGGCAAAUGCAAAAACAUAAUCUGUAUGGUGGGUGCAGGGAUCUCUACAUCGGCUGGGAUCCCUGACUUCCGCUCCCCAGACACGGGGCUCUAUGCUAACCUGCAGAAGUACAACUUGCCAUACCCUGAGGCUAUCUUCCAGAUAGACUACUUUAAGAAACACCCUGAGCCCUUCUUUGCCCUGGCCAGGGAGCUGUACCCAGGACAAUUCAAGCCCACAGUAUGUCACUACUUCAUCAAGUUGCUGAAGGACAAAGGGCUACUCAAACGCUGCUACUCACAGAAUAUUGACACCCUGGAACGUGUAGCAGGAGUGGAGGGAGAGGACCUGAUUGAAGCCCACGGCACCUUCUACACCUCACACUGUGUCAGCUUUAUGUGCCGCAAAGAGUACGACUUGGACUGGAUGAAAGAGAAAAUCUUCUCGGAUGACAUCCCCAAAUGUGACAAGUGCAGCAAUCUGGUUAAACCAGACAUUGUUUUCUUUGGUGAGAAUCUACCGAAGAGGUUCUUCACCUCAAUGGCCAUGGACUUUCCUCGCUGUGAUCUGCUGAUUAUAAUGGGGACCUCCCUGCAGGUUCAGCCCUUUGCUGCUCUGGUUGGCAGGGUUUCAAACAGCUGCCCCAGACUGCUCAUUAACCUGGAGAAAGCAGGCGGUGCAGAUCCUCUAUUAGGGAUUAUAAGCAUUGGCGGAGGGAUGGACUUUGACUCAGCGAAAGCAUACAGGGAUGUGGCUCAUAUUAGUACAUGUGAUGAUGGAUGCUUGGCACUUGCUGAGCUACUGGGAUGGAAGGCGGAGCUGGAAGAGAUGGUGAAACGGGAGCAUGAGAAGAUUAACAGCAAAGCCGAAGAGGAACAGACCAAUCAGCGCUCUGGAGCUGCAGGGAAGGCGGAGUCAGGGAAGGCAGAGUCAGGGAAGGCGGAGUCAGGGAAGGCGGAGGUAGAAUAACUAAUGAGACCGGCCGGCCGGCUCCAAACCAUCACUUGGCUUCAGUCUGGAAGCAGAGUUCCAUACAUUAACCAGGACUGUGCUCUCCUGUCUGUUUUGGAUUUUCUCCCUUUAGUCUGCACUUUACUAACUUCUCUCUCUCUCCAACCUCUGUUUGACAUAAACCCACCUCCUGACUCCUACUGUGUGUAUUGGUCUGUCUUUUGACAGUUCCCACAGAUGGAGUUUAUAGCAAUACACACUAUAAUGAGCAUACAUUUCCUUCUGAGGGAGAGAACUACAGGCACUGAGCUGUCAGCAUGCCAACUAGCUCUGUUGAGUCAUAUAGUUGAUGAUUUUAGACUGAAAUGACAAAGUAUAGAGGGCAUGGCAGGGUAACAAAGAUGAUGAAUAUCUGAUGCAUCCACUGAUGCAGUGACACAACUACUGUAAAUAAAAUGGGGGAAAAGUAUGAUAUAGCAUUUUAUGACUUACUAUUUAUAAUCAAUUAUAAUUAUGGAUUUGUUUUUCAUGACAUUGCUUUUUGUGCUCCUUGUUUCUAUCAAUUGUUUCAAUAUAAUUAUUUUUAACAAUAUGUUUUAAUCUAUUAAGCGUACCUGUGACAUUUAGUUUCUCUACUUCCUGUAGCUGUUGGUGUAGGACGGUUUCUAUUUCAGCACAAAUGAUGCAGCAGGAAGUUACCACAGUGGUGUGAGAUGAUGUCGCAGUACAUCUCUGGUGUUGACCAAAUGCAACUCGAUGCUUUCUAAAAGAUUGCUUGUGAUACAACAAGUAAAAACACAAAAUAAAGUGUCAGUCUCCCGCUGAA